This is a messenger RNA of Culex pipiens pallens (northern house mosquito), 2855 nucleotides long. RefSeq names its product WD repeat-containing protein 36. The coding region runs from base 82 to 2814 and encodes 910 amino acids. The transcript is spliced from 2 exons. Gene Ontology annotation, biological process: rRNA processing. Gene Ontology annotation, molecular function: protein binding. NCBI's taxonomy places the organism in Eukaryota, Metazoa, Arthropoda, Insecta, Diptera, Culicidae. The record is from RefSeq and is a predicted model, not a curated record. Gene Ontology annotation, cellular component: small-subunit processome; Pwp2p-containing subcomplex of 90S preribosome.
CGUCGUCGUUCCCGCGGCAUGACAUUCUGAAUAUCUAAAAAAAAUAACAGUGAAUAACCGGCUACAAAUUCAUCGAAUACCAUGCGCGGCAGUGUCAUCUUCCAGCAGAACCGUGCCCUCGGCUACGUGAGCAACCACGUCCCGGCUACGGUGCGGUUCAUCGAAAAGCGCAACGAAAACGUCGUGACGACCUGCGUGGGGAAGUCUUUCCAUGUUUACGGCGCCAACAGCUUCCGGUUGAUCCGGGUCGGCGGGUUGCACCCGGAGGAGAUUUCGUGUGUGGCGGCGGAUGGCUUCUUGACUUAUGUUGGGUGUGGGAGUGUGAUUUACGGGUGGCGUGCGAGUACGCAGUUGCGGAAGACGUACCGGGGACAUGGGGCGCGGGUGCACCUGCUGUUGCCCUUCGGGAAGCAUCUGCUGUCGGUGGACGAGGCUAGUUUGGUGAAGGUUUGGAAUGUAAGCUUGGAGGAGGUUUAUUUGGAGGUUCCGUUCAGUAAUGAUCAGUUUGAGAUUUCGGCGUUGAUGCAUCCGGCUUCUUAUAAGAACAAGAUAUUGUUUGGAAGUUCCCAAGGGGGUCUGCAGCUGUGGAAUGUCAAGAACGGGAAGCUGGUGCACAGCUUUAAGGAUUACGACAGUAAAAUAGUUGUGUUGGAGCAGGCUCCGGCGCUGGAUGUGGCCGCAAUUGGGCUGCAGAAUGGAAGAAUUAUUUUGCUGAAUUUGAAAUUUGAGGAAUCCGUUAUGGAGUUGACUCAGGAUUGGGGUCCGGUAACAGGUAUUACCUUCCGAACGGAUGGUCAUCCCAUAAUGGCAAGCGGGAGUACCAACGGACAGGUAACGUUCUGGAAUUUGGAGGAACAGGUCAUCGUCUCGACGUUGGCAGCCCACGACGAAUCGGUAACAAGUUUGAAGUGCUUCGCGAAUGAACCCCUGCUGUUGACCACCUCGCCGGACAAUUCGAUGAAGCUGUGGAUAUUUGACCUUCCGGACGGGGGCGCGCGUUUGCUUCGGAUCAGAGAAGGUCACGGAGCGCCUCCAAAGUGCAUCCGCUAUCACGGAUCUUCCGGGCGAAAUAUUCUGUCCGCCGGAGAGGACGCAUCGCUGCGCAUCUUCAGCACCAUUUCGGAAACGCUGAACAAGAGCCUUGGCAAAGCAAGUUACAACCGGAAGGCGUCGAAGAAGCAUCGCAAGGGAGAAGAUCCCUUCCGGAUGCCUCCGAUUGAGCUGUUCACGUCGGAGGUCACGCGCGAUAAGGAGUGGGACAGCGUUGCGGCCACCCACGAGGGACUGGUUCAGGUGACAACGUGGUCGUUCGACAAGUGCCGCAUGGGUGAGCUGAAGCUGGUGCCGGAAGUGUUUCAGAACAAGAACCGGUCCGAUUUUGGCGUGAGUGCCACUGCGCUUUGCUUGAGCCACUGCGGAAAUUUUGUCACCAUCGGGUACAGCAGUGGCCACCUGGAGCGGUUCAACAUUCAGAGUGGAAUUCAUCGGGCGAGCUACGGGAAACCUCCGGCCCAUGACGGAGUGGCCGUGCGGGGUAUUUCGAUUGACAAUCUGAACCAGUUUGUGGUGUCGGGAGGUGCGGACGGAAUCAUGAAGUGGUGGCACUUUAAGCAAAAUGUUAACAAGCCGGUCUUUAGCCUGAAACUUGACGAACCCAUCGCACAGUUUGGAACGCAUCGCGAAAGUGCCAUGAUUGCUGUUGCGCUGGAGGACUUUGCCGUUUUGAUCGUGGACUCGGACAGCCGUGCCAUCGUGCGUCGCUUUACCGGCCAUCGCGGUCCAAUUACCGAUCUUUGCUUCUCGCCCGACAGUCGCUGGCUGCUGACGGCCAGCCAGGACUGCACGGUCAAAGUGUGGGACAUACCGUCCGCCUAUCUCGUGGACCACUUCCGGAUGCCGCAGGUUUGCACCUCGCUGUCGAUGUCUCCGACCGGCGAUUUCCUGGCCACGUCGUACGUCGACAACCGGGGCAUCUAUCUGUGGGCCAACAAGACACUUUUCUCGCACAUUUCACUGCGCGUCAUCAACCCGGAGGCCGAAGCCCCUCUCAUGGACCUGCCGGCGACCAUUUGUGACGAGAACACGAACGUCCUGCUAAACGAAACCACCAACGUCGAGCUCGAUGACCUGGAGGAAGCCUUCGAGGAAAUCAGCCUCAACUACGAAAGUCCCCCUCAGCUGUCCCAAGACUUGGUCACAAUGUCCAACGCAGCCGCCUCCCGAUGGCAAAAUCUGCUCAAUCUGGACAUUAUCAAGAAGCGCAACCGACCGCGCCAGGCCCCGCAAAAGCCCAAAUCAGCCCCCUUCUUCCUACCAACGGUCUCCGGGCUGGAUUUCCAGUUUGACCUGAGCGAAGGCCAAAACGGACUAACCGAGGACGGUUCAAAAAUCCUUCAACCAACCCAAGUCGAACAACUGACGAGCUUCGGAAAACUCCUGAAAGAAGCCGUUUCCACCGGAGACGCCGAGUUCCAGAAACCAAUCGAAUUCCUCUCCAACCUCGGCCCCUCAAUGGUCGAUUACGAGAUUCGGAACCUGAGUCCGUUGGACGGUGGCAGCGGAAGCAUUUCCGUGAUGGCGGCCUUCAUGCGCAUGAUUGCGGCGCUGCUGGAAGGGAAUCGGGCCUUCGAGCUGGGUCAGAGCUGGCUGGGGGUGUUUUUGAAGAAUCACGGCCGCGUCGUCGUGGACCACCAAGAGCUGAGCGCGCUGCUCGAGCAGGUUGAGCUGGCGCAAUCGAAGGGUUGGGCCCUGCUGGAGGAACGUCUGCUGUACGGGAUGGGGGUGGUGAGCAGUUUGAGGAACUUUAGCGCGUAGGAGUGUUGGAAAAAUAAAAAGUUUACGGUGAACGCUUGUAA